Phacochoerus africanus (Common warthog) is the source of this 2632-nucleotide messenger RNA. RefSeq names its product interferon regulatory factor 4-like. Gene Ontology annotation, molecular function: RNA polymerase II cis-regulatory region sequence-specific DNA binding; DNA-binding transcription factor activity, RNA polymerase II-specific; protein binding. The transcript is spliced from 9 exons. The record is from RefSeq and is a predicted model, not a curated record. Gene Ontology annotation, cellular component: nucleus. Lineage: Eukaryota; Metazoa; Chordata; Mammalia; Artiodactyla; Suidae. The coding region runs from base 312 to 1619 and encodes 435 amino acids. Gene Ontology annotation, biological process: regulation of transcription by RNA polymerase II; immune system process.
CGAGCCACGCAGUGGAUCUUGCCGUCCCAUGGGGCCGCUAGCUGUCCCCUACGCUAGGUCCGACUCCCUCCAGGCCGGGCGACAUGGGGAGGGGCAAAAGAGCCUCGGGGGAGUAGAAAGGAAAGUGAAACUGCCCACGAGACUUUCGCUUUCACCGCCUCCGGGCGCCAUCCAGGUGGCCCGGCACUCCCCGGUCGCGCUGGAGUGCAGCCGCCGCGCGCCCCUGAACCGACCCCUGGCGCACCGCGUCCCCAGUGGCCGGCGACCUCUGGCGGAGGGACGAAGGGACGGUCCCAGACAGCAGGCCACCCAUGGCGGGGGCCGGGGGUCCCCUGCGCCUUCGCGACUGGCUGGUGGCACAGAUCGAGAGUGGGCGCUACCCAGGGCUGCGCUGGGAGGACGCGGGCAAGACCCUCUUCCGCAUCCCCUGGAAGCACGCAGCCAAGCAGGGCUACCAGGCGCAGCAGGACGCCGCGCUCUUCAGGUUGCUGGAGGGUGAUGACCCUAAGCACGAUGCCUGGCCCCUAGAAGGAGCUCAAUACUUACUGAACGUGUGGUUCCUGGCCUACGCCUUAAGGGCCUGGGCCAUACACAAGGGCAAGCACCUAGAGGGCAUUGACAAGGAGGACCCCUCCACCUGGAAGACUCGGCUCCGCUGUGCCCUCAACAAGAGUGCGGACUUCUGCGAGGUGCGUGAGCGCAGCCAGCUGGACAUCUCCAACCCCUACAAGGUGUACCGGCUCGUGUCCGAUGGUGCCCAUGGCCCAGUUACCAGGGCUUGUGCUCCCCAUAAAGAGGAAGGCAUUCCCCAGAGCCAGCAGGAGCCCCCUGGAGAAGGGACAGAGCCGGCCUGCAGGACAGACCAGGAUGGCUCCAGAUUAGCCACAGAGGAUAAGGACAAGGAGCGGCCCCCCAGGCUGGCCCAGCAGGGCUCCCCACCACCAGCUGCCCUGCUCCCAGGCCCUCUGGCUGAUCACCGGUACCAAGCCCAGGAUCCUGCACACCCCUGGGGCCUCUUGCUCUCUGAGGAUUUCGGCAACCCUGAUUGCUGGCUGCACGUGCGGCUCUUCUACGGCGCCGAGCUGGUGCGCGAAGCCGUGGCGCGCACUGCCGAGGGCUGCAGCCUGAGCCCGCGCGCCGCCGCCGAGCGCCUGCUGGGGCGGCCACCGCGCAUGGCACAGGUUCGCUUCCCGGAGCCGCCGCCGGGCGCCCGCGUGCUGCGGUGCCUGCUGCCGCACUUGGAGCGCGGCGUGCUGCUGUGGGUGGCGCCCGAGGGCGUCUUCGCCAAGCGCCUGUGCCAGGGGCGCGUGUACUGGCGCGGCCCGCUCGCCCCACACCGCUCGCGGCCCAACAAACUAGAGCGCGAGCGCACCUGCCAGCUGCUCGAUACGCGCCGCUUCCUAGCUGAACUGCACGCCCACCUGCAGGAUGGCCGCCCGGAGCCUGAGUACCAGAUCCGGCUGUGCUUUGGCGAGGAGUACCCAGGGCCCCCGGACCAGCCCGAGGAGCGUCUCAUUAUGGCCCAUGUGGAGCCGAUCUUCGCCCGCGAGCUCCUCCUACACUCAAAACGCCAAGGCCGGGUCCCCAGCCUUGAACCCCCGAGAGCGUCACUCACCUGAUGACACAGCUGAGCCAGCCUUCGGUGGCUGCUUCCACCUCCCGUACCCUCUAAAGCAGCCCCCCCCCGGCCCCAGGGCGCAGAUCCCACCCAGGGACUUGCCGCCGGCUGAGCCAGGGGACUUGCGGUUUCGCCCCAUCCAUCGCCCAGGUAGGAUGAGACGGAGGAAGCCAAUCCUGGCCUUCAAUCCCUCAGCCUCUCAGCGCGGAGAGGCAGGGGAAUCCUGAAAGAAGGUGUGUGGGCGGACAGCUGCGCAGCUGAGCCGGGGGCAUCAGGCCUGAAAACCAAACUUGAUCUUGAGGUUUAAGAAACAGCAAUUAAGACAGAAACAAGGCUUUUAUUUUUGAAAGAAACCAGCCUUUUUUGUUGGGAGCCCAGCAUGCCUCUAGUGACUUACCUAAGGCAGACCUCACCUGUGAUUGAUAUGGUUUGCUUAAAGCUGAGUUUACCAAUAAUUAGAUCCUCAAGAUGGUUUAGACUGGGGUCAGCCAGUAAGAGGAACCCCUGACCUCUGAGGGGUUCUGAGUUUCCAGACCCUCCUUCCACCUGUCACCAGUCUCUCUUCUUCCAGGAUGGGUGGGGAGUCGUGAGGAAAGUGCAAAACGGUGGACUUGGUCUCCAAAGAUUCUGUCUUUGGAGAAGCUGAGGCAGGCCCCCAAACACAGCCCCAGGACAGAAGCCAAAGUGGGAGCCAGAAGUCCAGCCCCUCCCCAAGCGCCAUCAAUCUUUGCAAACUCUAAGUUGUAAGUUCCUUGAGAACUGGGAGGGAACCCCUCGCCCAAGAAGGCAGUGACCCUGCCUUGUCGGUAAAGUUACUGUUUUCCACCCCAGAUAUCAGACCUUUCACCUUUUCUGAUUUCUGACCUCACUUAUAAGAAUUCUCUUACAGAUGGCAACAUAAAAAAAUAGCUUUUAGUGAUACAUUAAUAAGCCACUUUUAUGGAGGGAAACCUCUAUGAUUCAACAAAGGAGAGAAGUCAAUCAAACCACUAUUUCUAAAAAUUUAUUUAUUUA